AUGAAGGAGUUAGUCGGUGCGGCCGUCAUAUAUAUACACGACAGUGAGCAAAGUCCGUAUAUAGGCGCUCAAUUGCAAGAAAUCCCCGAAGGCUAUGAACCAAAACAUUGGGAAUAUCACAAACAUCCAAUUUCCCGUUUCAUCUCUCGUUACUUCUUGACCAAUCCACAACAAGAAUAUGAAAAAUCCUUACAUUACCUCUAUGAGGAAGAUGAAAAGGCUAAAAUCAGAGAAUUGGAAGAGAAGAUUCGUGCUAAAAUGUCGGAACGUAACGAUUAUCAAGCAUAUUACUACAGACCAGCUAUCGCUAAGUACCACAGAAUUUCCAAGGAAUCUGCUGAUGCAUUGGCUGAAAUUCGUGGUGAAAAUUAAAGCUACCAAUGCCAUUAGAUUGAUGUU
Molecule: messenger RNA, 399 nt
Organism: Musca vetustissima
Lineage: Eukaryota; Metazoa; Arthropoda; Insecta; Diptera; Muscidae
Product: NADH dehydrogenase [ubiquinone] 1 beta subcomplex subunit 5, mitochondrial-like
Exons: 4
Coding region: 1-372 (123 amino acids)
Source: RefSeq, a predicted model, not a curated record